This is a messenger RNA of Tilletiaria anomala UBC 951, 1844 nucleotides long. RefSeq lists its product as uncharacterized. Gene Ontology annotation, molecular function: nucleic acid binding. The record is from RefSeq and is a predicted model, not a curated record. Gene Ontology annotation, cellular component: spliceosomal complex. The transcript has a single exon. NCBI's taxonomy places the organism in Eukaryota, Fungi, Basidiomycota, Exobasidiomycetes, Georgefischeriales, Tilletiariaceae. Gene Ontology annotation, biological process: mRNA splicing, via spliceosome. The coding region runs from base 202 to 1650 and encodes 482 amino acids.
GUGCAGCAGGCCUGUUGAUAUCAGCCGCCAACCCAUGGCCCCUCGACCAUGAACACCAGCUGCAGCUCAUGGCCCACGUCUGCAGCACACCCUUGAAGCCUCUUCCCGCAAGACUGGCUUGGCCUCGCUUUGACGCCUGCUUCGACUGACUCUCUCAUCGGCCCCCUCUCCCUAGCGCGUGCAACUGAGAGGAUCUCUGCAAUGUCCUUCAGCAGCGGCGGGGGCUCUGGUCUCCGUCGAGCGGCGGUGUUUGCCGCCGACGACUCUGGAUCUGAUGGCGAAGAGAAGCACGCAAGCUCGUCCAAACACCACCAUCGUCAUCAUCAUCAUCAUCAUCACCGGCACCGGCACCAUGAACAUCGGAAUGGAAGCAGCAGCAAUCGUGACGGCGAGGCAAUUACCGGCUUUUCCUCCUCGGGAGCAGAGCUGGCACAGAAGCAUCUGCCACCCAAGGAGCCGAUCGUCAUCCCUGUGUUGCCCGAUGUCGAUUUUCGCGCCAUUGCGCACCAGCGUCGGCGUGGACGCGAUCUGGCGUCGGAGCUGGGCAGCUUGAACUCGAUGCGCAGGGACGGUAAUGGCCCGGUCGUCCCCCGAAGCGAUAGCGAGCUUCAUCGUACCGGUGCAAGUGGUGCCGCAAACGGAUCGAAUGUACAUGGGCAAGCGACACGCGAUCGCAUCGGAGAUGAAGAGCAGCACAAAGGGCUCGUCGUGCGCACAGCUGCUGGAUCGCAGAAAGCAGGGUCUUCGGCACCAGGCUUUCGAUCUCCAACUCCACCUUCCGCAGAUGUCCGGGGAGCGACGACUCCGCCGCCCGAGUCGGCGGACGAAGCUGCGCGCCGGGCACUGCUCGCCGGCGCCAGAGGAGCUGGCGCCGGGUGCGGCGUAAAUGACAGCUUGACAAUCCCGAUGGUGGUUGAUGAAGAACAGGCGCUGCGCGACGACGUCGACGACCGGCCGGACGCGCCAUCGCUCGAGACGUACACGGCAAUCCCCGUCGAAGGCUUUGGCGCUGCGAUGCUGCGCGGCAUGGGCUGGAAGGAGGGCAUGGGCGCCGGACGCAAGCGUGAUGGGCCAACGGAGGCCAUGCAAGUCAAGAAACGGCCACAGCUCUUGGGCCUCGGGGCGAAGGAGCGGCAGCAGGUGGCCGACCAGCGCGGGGCGACCACAAGCGGCAGCAGGAGAAAGGAUGCACCGGGAAGCAGCAGGCCGACUGCACGAGGAUAUAUGCCGCUCGUGCGCCGAGAGGCCGGAAGUGGGGACGUCAUUGCCAGCGCCAGCGCGAGUCGCAGCGGGACACCCGUGCAGAGUGACGGCGACCGAAGGCCUGACUACUCGCGGCGACGGCACGAAGAUGAUGGAGAUAGAGGGGGAAGCGGUAGCGGGUACAAGACUAGCGGCAGUGGCGACGGGCGGUACCGGUAUCGCUCCCGGUCUGCUUCUCCAACGCCACCGCGCAGCCCGGCCGAAGCUGGUUCAAGGUUGCGACGGACACACGAGCAGCCCUCGGAGCGGUAUCGACGAGGAAACGAGUACAAGCAUUCACGCCGGCACCAGGAACCGUCUUUUAGAGAUGAAUACUACAGGGACAAGGACAGACAAGGGAAUUACCAUCAUCAUCCUACUUCGCGAUCACGAGCAGCAGGGCGAUGAGAGGUUUGUCCGGCCACAGUCGAGAUAGUCGGAUGGGUGGUUGGGCACGAAAUGGCGCAGCAACACAUACAAAACUGCCGCUAAGACGCAAAGUGCUACCAAGCUUUGCGGGUUGUAUAAAACCGACUUGCAUAUCCUUUGUUAAACUAACCCUUACAAUCAGGUCAAGUCUGCUAGUCCUUCGAUGAAGAGAG